Messenger RNA from Cucurbitaria berberidis CBS 394.84, 1245 nucleotides. Its product is annotated as RNA-binding domain-containing protein. Gene Ontology annotation, biological process: mRNA splice site recognition. The transcript is spliced from 4 exons. Gene Ontology annotation, cellular component: cytosol. Lineage: Eukaryota; Fungi; Ascomycota; Dothideomycetes; Pleosporales; Cucurbitariaceae. The record is from RefSeq and is a predicted model, not a curated record. Bases 1 to 1245 code for a protein of 414 amino acids. Gene Ontology annotation, molecular function: mRNA binding.
AUGUCCUUCCAAAACUACGACCAGUUCCAGGGCCAGCCUACGGGCGAGCAGAACAACCAGACCCCGCAGCCCGACCUCGGCCAGCAGAUGGAUACCUCUGGCAACGGCUUCCCGCCCCAGGGCAGCAUGGGUCCGCCAGACAGCGCGGGUGCCGAUGGCCAGGGCCAAGGCCAAGGCGCCGGCAAGACGACUCUCUGGAUGGGCGAACUCGAGCCCUGGAUCGACGAGAAUUUCGUGCGCAGCAUUUGGUACAACAUGGGCGAGACGGUCAACGUCAAGAUGAUUCGCGACAAGUUCUCCGGCAAUGCUGGAUAUUGCUUCGUUGAUUUCGCCAGCGCUGAUGCUGCUGCCAAGGCUCUCUCUCUCAACGGCCAAUUGAUCCCAAACUCGAACCGUCCCUUCAAGCUCAACUGGGCCUCUGGUGGUGGUCUUGCUGACCGGAGCCGCGAUGAGCGCGGCCCCGAGUAUAGCAUCUUCGUCGGCGAUCUGGGUCCCGAAGUCACCGAGUUUGUCCUUGUACAGCUCUUCCAGAACCGCUACCCGUCCACCAAGUCCGCCAAGAUCAUGUCCGACCCCAUCAGCGGAAUGUCGCGCGGCUACGGUUUCGUGCGAUUCGCCAGCGAGGAAGACCAGCAAAAGGCCCUUACUGAGAUGCAAGGUGUCUACUGCGGUAACCGCCCUAUGCGCAUCUCCACCGCUACCCCCAAGAACAAGAGCGGUGGCCCAGGCGGACCCGGCGCUAUGGGCAUGCCCCAACAAGGUGGCGGCCCUGGCAUGGGCAUGUACUCCAUGGGCGCUCCUCCCAUGGGCUACUACGGUGCUCCCCAGCCCAUGAACCAGUUCACCGACCCCAACAACACGACUGUUUUCGUUGGCGGCCUGUCUGGCUAUGUCACCGAGGAUGAGCUUCGCUCCUUCUUCCAGGGCUUUGGUGAGAUCACCUACGUCAAGAUCCCCCCCGGCAAGGGAUGCGGCUUCGUCCAGUUCGUGCAGCGUCAUGCCGCAGAGAUGGCCAUCAACCAGAUGCAAGGUUACCCGAUCGGUAACUCGCGUGUUCGCCUUAGCUGGGGUCGCUCGCAGAACAAUUCUGGCCCUGCUGGCACCCCUUACCGCCCGGCACCUCCCCCGCCGGUUUACGGUCCGGGUAUGGGCAUGCCCCCGCAACACCCCUACGGCGGCGGCGGCGGGUUUGCUCCCAUGAAGGUAGGAGCAUCGCUUCCAUUCCACACACAUGAACAGUGCUGA